Oryza sativa Japonica Group (Japanese rice) is the source of this 2078-nucleotide messenger RNA. RefSeq lists its product as uncharacterized. Gene Ontology annotation, molecular function: U1 snRNP binding; RNA binding. Gene Ontology annotation, biological process: mRNA processing. Gene Ontology annotation, cellular component: nucleus. The record is from RefSeq and is a predicted model, not a curated record. NCBI's taxonomy places the organism in Eukaryota, Viridiplantae, Streptophyta, Magnoliopsida, Poales, Poaceae.
GUGUUCCUCGAUAGAAAAGAGGACUGGGGGUUUAGCUGCGCGCUCUCUCCCUCCCCCAAUUUUCUCUUUCCUCAUCUAGGGUUUCCGCGUCGCCGCGGCCGCGAGUCGCCAUGGAUUUCGACGAGUACGACUACUUGGAGAAGACGGUGGAGGGCUCCGGGGCGCCGUCCAACGGCGCCGCCGCGCCCAGAUCCGAGGAGAAGGAGCGAAGCUCUCGCCGCCGGAGCGGCGGCGGCGGCGGCGGCGACGAAGAGCGCGACGAUGGCGAGCGCAGAUCCAAGCGCUCUCGCUCGGAGGAGAACCGCGACCGCGACAAGGACAAGGACCGGGACCGGCACCGCGACCGCGACAAGGACCGGGACCGGCACCGCAGCAGCCGGGAGCGUCGCGACCGCGACCGCGACCGAGACCGGGACGAGAAGGAUAGGGAGAAGGAGAGGGACAAGGACAAGGAGAGGAGAAGCCGGGACCGCGAGAAGGAGAAGGAGAAGGAGAAGGAGAGGGAGAGGGAGAGGGAGAAGGAUAGAGAGCGGAGGAGCCGGAGCCGGUCCGAGCGCCGCCGCGACGACGAAGAACGUGACCGCGAACGCUACCGCGAGCGAGACUACCGUGACCGCGAUGUCAGACGUAGGAAAGAAGAGGCUGGAGAGCCUGAAGCAGAUCCAGAACGAGAUCAAAGGACAGUAUUUGCCUACCAGUUAUCUCUGAAGGCGGAUGAAAGAGACGUGUACGAAUUCUUUUCAAGGGCUGGGAAGGUCCGGGAUGUUCGCCUCAUCAUGGACCGAAACUCGCGCCGUUCUAAAGGAGUUGGGUACAUCGAAUUCUAUGAUGUUAUGUCUGUACCAAUGGCAAUAGCUCUUUCUGGCCAGCUGCUUCUUGGUCAACAGGUGAUGGUUAAGCCAUCAGAGGCUGAAAAGAAUUUAGUUCAGUCAAAUGCUUCUUCAAGUGGAGCAGCUUCAGGUGGGGCAAGAAAGUUGUAUGUUGGAAAUCUUCACUCAAAUAUUACUGAAGAUCAAUUGAGACAGGUCUUCGAACCGUUUGGUCAGGUGGAGCUUGUCCAAUUGCCACUAGAUCCACUUACUGGGUUAUGUAAAGGUUUUGGUUUUGUUCAGUUUGCACGCCUUGAAGAUGCAAAGGCUGCUCAGAGUUUAAAUGGGCAACUUGAUAUAGCUGGACGUGUGAUUAAGGUUUCUGCUGUGACAGACCAAGCAGGAGUUCAAGUCAGUGGAGUAACUACUGGAGAUUUGGAUGAUGAUGAAGGUGGAGGUUUGGCACUGAAUGCUAGUUCAAGAGCUCUUUUGAUGCAGAAAUUAGACCGUAGCGGCGUUACCACCAGUUUGACUGCUGGGAUAGCCGGUACUGGUUUGAACACUUCUGUUGGAUUACCACCUGCAUCAGUUCUUGGUGCUCCUCCAGUCGCUGCAUCUGUACUGCCUACAGUGCCUGGUCUUGGUUCAGUUCCUGGGGUGUCUCUUCCAAUUACUACCCAAGCCAUUGAGACAGCCCCACCCAGUGAAUGCCUAUUGCUUAAAAAUAUGUUUGAUCCAUCCGUGGAGACGGACCCUGAUUUUGAUUUGGAUAUCAAAGAUGAUGUCCAAGAAGAAUGCUCCAAGUUUGGCCAAGUAAAACACAUUUUUGUGGACAAGAAUACUUCUGGCUUUGUGUACCUUCGAUUUGACAGUAUAACAGCUGCCAUGAGUGCACAGAAAGCACUUCAUGGGAGGUGGUUUGCGGGAAAGAUGAUUACGGCAACAUUUAUGUCUCCGCAGCAGUACUCAACGAAGUUCCCGAGCUAGCGGACAGCAACUUUCGGUUGAUCGCUGAAGAUUCUUGCUCUAUUGCUGUGUAACGGUCUCCUGUAACAUUAUGUCAUGCAGCCUUUUGUACUUUAUAGCAUGGGUUAUUCAACACUAAGUUCGCAUACAUCACUCGUUUUUGCUUAAGACAUUAUCUAUAAGCUCUCGAAGUGUACGGCGGGCAAAUAUUUUAACUCUUGGUGUUUCAAUUGAUCGUGCCGUGAUGGCAAAUAUUAAAGAAAUGUUGUCGAAUUUUGGGGCAAUCGUAAUUGCCCAGGAAAA